AUGAAAGACGUGAAUGAUGAAACUCUUACCGGCGAAAGCGAACACAUACACGUCUUUGAACAGAGCCAAAGUAUUUUUUUUUCUCCACUGACGACUUGUUCGUUAGACAGCGGCCGGGACGGAGAAAAGCAACCGGAAUUCACAGAAGUUGAAGUAUUUAAAGAAAUUCCUUUUCCCCAUGACGAUGGUGGCAUCUACAGUCUUCAGUUCUCAUUUGACGCCAAAUCAUUGGCAGUCGGUUACAAAUAUGGCGGCAUCCAGCUUUUUUCGACAGAAUCUGGUGAUCUUUUGCACGAUUUGAGGGAUUCCCGUUUGGGACGAGAGGCCGUGAUGUGCAUGAGAUUUCACCCAGACAAUGAAAGGACUGACCUGGCUGUUCGAUUGUAUGACUCCCGAACGAUGCAGUUGUUGUACACUUACGGCGGCGAGAAUUCACACCACAGGGAAGAAGGAUGUAUGAACCGAAUUUAUGCCCUCAAAUUCAGUCCCGACAACAACGAUAUCUUCGUCACUGGCGGAUGGGACGAUAGUCUGAAGCAAGGCAAAAUCUUAACUGGUUCGUGGGUGAGCAAAAACAGUUUGCAGGUUUGGAAUUACAGCGAAGGGAUUGUCGAAAAAAACGUUCCUUUUCCAAAUGAAAAAGGGGAAUACUUGUACUGCGCCCAGUUUUGUGACAAUGAUGUCGUCUUAGCUGGAGGUAGUGGCACAAACAACGUUCAAGCUAUCCAUUACCCAACUGGAAAGGUUUGUACGAUUCUAUAA
This is a messenger RNA of Acanthosepion pharaonis, 762 nucleotides long. The record is from the annotation of a GenBank genome assembly. Lineage: Eukaryota; Metazoa; Mollusca; Cephalopoda; Sepiida; Sepiidae.